This is a messenger RNA of Pieris macdunnoughi, 1737 nucleotides long. The record is from the annotation of a GenBank genome assembly. Lineage: Eukaryota; Metazoa; Arthropoda; Insecta; Lepidoptera; Pieridae.
AUGCAGCCGCUGUUAAAAAAUGAUAUUCAAAUUGAUUUAAACCAAGUACGACUGGAUAUAUUACAAGAGAUCCGUGAAUGUAAUGACCGGGGCUUAAUUCAAACAGCUAAAUGGUUAGCGGAAUUAAACUUUGCGUUGAGAGAUCAUAAAAUACAGUAUCCAGAACAGCAAAAUCCAUAUGACGAUAUAGCAUCAGAUGAACGUGAAGCAUACAGCCUAUCCAAAACGUAUUUUGAUUGCCAAGAAUAUGAUAGAGCAGCACAUUUUGUAGAGAAUUGCAAGAGCUCAAAAUGUGUGUUCCUGCACCGGUAUAGUCAGUAUAUGUCCAGUGAAAAAAAGAGGUUAGAUAAUGCCACUGAUGUUGGCUCUGAGAAUCCUGAAUCAACACAAGUUUUACUUGAUCUUUUGUCUUAUUUUAAGGCAAAUCAAAACAGCAAUGAUGGCUACCUACUCUACUUGGAAGGGGUUGUUUUAAAGAAACUUGAUCUUAGAAGUCAAGCAGUAUCAGUUUUACAGUCAUCAAUAGCUGUGACUCCUACCUUAUGGUGUGCCUGGGUGGAGUUAGCUAGUUUAGCAAAUGAAUAUGAAGCCUUGGAUACUCUGCAACUGCCAAAGCAUUGGAUGAUGUACUUUUUUGCAGCUCAUGCUUUUGUGGAGCUUAAACUGUCUGAACAAGCUUUAGAAGCAUAUACAGCUUUAGCAGCAGCUGGAUUUGAAAAAAGCACUUAUAUUAAUGCACAAAUGGCUAUAGCACAUCAUGAUGCAAGAGAUGUGGAUUCAUCUCUAGCACUAUUUAGAGAGCUGUACCAAAGUGACCCUUAUAGAUUAGAUAAUUGGGAUGUGUAUUCCCACCUUUUGUACUUAAAAGAGAAACGAAUGGAGCUAGCUAACUUGGCACAGAAGGCUGCUGCUAUUGAUAAAUAUAGGGUUGAGACAUGUUGUGUUAUUGGAAACUAUUACAGUCUCCGCAGUGAACAUCAUAAGGCAGUAAUAUACUUUCAAAGGGCAUUAUCAUUGGACCCCUACUAUUUGUCAGCUUGGAUCCUGAUGGGUCAUGAGUUUAUAGAACUACAGAACUCCAAUGCUGCCAUACAAUGCUAUAGACAGGCUAUUGAUGUCAACAGAAAUGAUUAUAGAGCAUGGAACGGGCUAGGCCAAGCGUAUGAGAUACUCGGUUUGAACGGCUACUGUAUAUAUUACUACUCAAGAGCGGCUCAGCUUAAGCCGGAUGAUUCGAGAAUGUUGGUAUCUCUUGGUGAAGCUUAUGAGAAGAUGGACAAAAUACCUAACGCCCUUAAGUGCUAUUACAAGGCCCAUAGUACAGGAGACAUUGAAGGAAUGGCUUUGUUUAAAUUAGCUAAAUUAUAUGAAAAGUCGAAUAUGCCGAAUAGCGCAGCAGCAGCGUAUACGGCGGCCUGUCAGGACCCUGCUAACGAGCCGAGCAAGGAAAUGCCUGCUGCGCUUCGCUACUUAGCACAGUACUAUCUCAGGUUCAGCCUAUUGGACCACGCAUCGCAUUACGCAUACAAAUGCUUGGAGUAUGAAAGCACAAAGGAAGCCGGUAAAAACAUAUUAAAAACAAUAUCAGAGAAACGUCUGCAGGCCUCGUCGUCCAAGCCAGUCAGUAUAUCAGAUUUACCAAAACGGGACAUGGAUUUCUCCGUUACGGAAAACUCUGAAACAUCGGAUCCCUUCACAACACCGACGUUAAAAAACAAAAGUAGAAAUAAAUUGUAA